This is a messenger RNA of Harpia harpyja (harpy eagle), 1329 nucleotides long. RefSeq names its product transmembrane protein 158 (gene TMEM158). The record is from RefSeq and is a predicted model, not a curated record. NCBI's taxonomy places the organism in Eukaryota, Metazoa, Chordata, Aves, Accipitriformes, Accipitridae. Gene Ontology annotation, molecular function: peptide binding. Bases 158 to 1105 code for a protein of 315 amino acids. The transcript has a single exon.
CCGCUCCCACCCCCUUGCCUGCCCCCACCCUCCUUCCCUUUCUCUCGCUCUCUCGGCGAGAGCGGCGUGCCUCCCUUCCCAGAUGGCAGCCGGCAGCGCCAUGCAGCCUCCCGUUCCUCCGCCUCCUCUCCCUCCUCUCCGGCUCUAAGUUAAUGCCAUGCUGCCGCUGCUCCUCCCGGCACUGCUGGCCGCCUGCCUGCCGCCCUGCCAGGGCUGGAGCCCCUCGGCGGCUGCCAGCGGGCAGGAGGAGCAGGAGCAAGAGCUCUUCUUGCCCCCUGUCAACUCUUCCUCCCGCUCCUUGGCCAGCCUCGAGAUGGACCUCGACGGGGCAGCAAGCAAGGAGGAAGGCAGCACCGCCAGCCCGGGCACGCCGGCUGCCCCUAGCCGAGAGCCUUUCCCUUCCGCUCCCACCUCCUCCGGGCAGCAGCAGCAACAGCAGCAGCAGCAGCAACAGCAGCAACGUCCCCAGCCGCAGCCCGCCGAGGACCCGCACUGCAAUAUCAGCGUGCAGAGGCAGAUGCUGAGCUCGCUGCUGGUCCGCUGGAGCCGCCCGCUGGGCAUCCAGUGCGACCUCCUGCUCUUCUCCACCAACAGCCACGGGCGGGCCUUCUUCUCCGCCGCCUUCCACCGGGUCGGGCCGCCGCUGCUCAUCGAGCACCUGGGGCUGGCGGCCGGCGGAGCCCAGCAGGACUUGCGCCUCUGCGUGGGCUGCAGCUGGGUGCGGGGCAGGCGGGUCGGACGCCUGCGGGGCGCCGUGCCUCAGGCCGCCGCCGCCGCCUCUUCCUCCUCCUCCUCCUCCUCCUCCUCUUCCUCGCUCUCCUACCCGCCGGCGGCGGAGCCCGGCCAGUACUGGCUGCAAGGGGAACCGCUGAAUUUCUGCUGCCUGGAUUUCAGCCUGGAGGAGCUGAAGGGGGAGCCGGGCUGGCGGAUGAACCGCAAGCCCAUCGAAUCUACCUUGGUGGCUUGUUUCAUGACACUGGUCAUCAUCGUGUGGAGCGUGGCCGCCCUCAUCUGGCCGGUGCCCAUCAUCGCCGGCUUCCUGCCCAACGGCAUGGAGCAGCGCCGCAGCACCGCCGCCGGCACCGCCGCCGCCGCCGCCAAGUAGCCUCUCCCGGUGACACUCCCCCCCCUUGCUCUUCGUCGUGUGGUGUGGAGGGACGCGGGGCGGCCGCCUCCCGCCGGGCCGAACUCUGUCGUGGUUUUCUUGUUUAAAGCGUGUCACAAGGUGCGCGGCGGGAGCGGGCGGCCGCGGGGCGCGGGGCGGCCGCGGCGGCCUCAGGGCCCGGCCCGCCCUGAGGGGAGCCGUCCUGAGGGGAGCCGUCCCGCCGC